ACAGCGAAACGCACCUCCCCGUACAGUCACUCACACACAGGGUCAGUGUGCACACUAAAGGGUGGAGUCGGUUCACUGGCACUUUUUUUUCUUCCCCGAGGGGAUCACAUCUUGACUCAAUGCACCGGGAACGAAUCCAAAGUGGAGUUUCAAGGGAAUUUAACUGCGUCCAAGCCACGCCGGGGCUGGGGUUUAACCCCCGCCUGCACAGAAUCACACCCGCUGCUGUUUUCCGUGAUUUUGAUCGUGAUUCACCGUGAGGUAAAACCCAGAGGCAAAAACCCCGAACCGGUUCUCCGUGCCGUCAUGGAGCGCCCCGCGCUGGCCCCGCAGUGCGUCCAGACCCCGCCGCGUGCAGCGCGUAAAAGUGAGUGGCUCCGGAGCGCCCUGGCCCAUCACCACGGCCCCGAUCCCUGCGCGGAUAACGAGAUCGUGGUCCUGGCCACCGGGGUGGACCAAUACCUGCAGGAGGUCUUCCACCACCUGGCCCAACCCAGCCAGGACGACUCGGUGUCGGCGCAGGAUUUCACCGCGCUGUGCGCCGUGCUGGGACUCGCCGCAGCGGAGAGAGAAGACAGGACGACACAGGGGGGAGACGCAGAUGGAGCAAAGGGCGAAGAGGACGACGAGUUUGGGGAUGCGUGCUCCGCGCUGCCCUGCCGGCUGUCCUUCAAAGACUUCCACGCGAGGCUCUGUGGGUACUUCCGUGUGCGCAGCGCGCGAGGACGGGCGACAGGCGAUGGCGCCGCGCGCCUGCCCGUCACCGAGGACACGGAGCUGGUGGAGAGACAGAUCCGGCUGCGGUGGCCCCGCGUCAGGCGGAGAAAAUGUGUGAGUUUUGAUCUGGCGAGGGAUCAGAACGGAACCGUUCACCGGUCGGUCAAAGGUCGAGCCGCAGCGGACCGCGAGCCAGAUGAGGUCGCAGCUCUGAGGGAGCUGGUGGAGGACCUCCGCUCGGCGCUGCAGGGGAGCGACGCGCGCUGCCUGGCCCUGGAGGUGGCGCUCCGGCGGGAGAGGGGCCGCGCCGCCCCCCCCCCCAGCACCAGCUUCCAGACACCGGCCUCCAGCCCCACAAGCUCCAUCACCCUCGAACAUGGCAAGCUGGUGCCCACGCGCAGGAUUAAAGGCCACUGCAGCGGCGCCGGAGGGGACGCGCCGAGGAGACGGGACAUCAGGGACCCCCUGGAGAGGGAGCUGAAGCUGAUCCGCUCCUCGCGCGACGGCCAGCUGGAGGAGGCCAUGAGGUUCAACCAGCGGCUGGAGGAGGAGCUGCGCUGGGCGUACCAGGAGGUGCGCAAGCUGCUCGGGGCGGAGCGGGCGCUGUGGAAGGAGAACGCUCACAUCAGGAGGCGGGCGGAGGAGGCCAGGGAGGCGCUGAGCUUGGGGCUUCAGAGGGUUCGGAUGAUCCAGGAGGAGGCUCAGUCUGUGCCGCAGCUCCAGCGCAGGGUCACCCAGCUGGAGGCUGAGUUGCACCAGUACCGAUCCCGAUGCACCUGCAUCCCCGACCCCGCCCGUCACGAAACGCACCCACUGGGAGAGGCGGACGCCUGCAGCAGGACAGAGUGCCUGCAGAGAGCGGUGGAGGGGAGAGCUGCCUCCGAUGAAGAGGAGGAGGACCGAGGGACGAGGGGGGAAGCGCAGUGCUGCCCGAUGGAGGUGGAGAAGCACCGCCCGCUCAGCUGGGGCGGAGGAUGUCAGAACUGCGCGGCCCAUCCAGCGGUGUCUGAAGGCCCCCCGCGUGGCAGAGACCCCGCCAGCAGGGGGCCCCGCAGCUGGAAGGGACACAUCCCAGAGAUGCUGCAGGGAAGCAGGCGCUUGGAGAAAGAAGAGAAGCCCGAGGGAGAGGAGGACAAGACGAGGCCGGAGGACAGAGAGAAGACACGUGUGUCUUUGCUGGAGGACAAGCUCACGGAUGCCCUCACACUGCUGCUGCACCUACGCAACAAGAACGUGUCCCGCCGGGCCCUGGGGAGGAUCGUGAUGGACACUCUGGAUGUGUGCAGCAGGAGCAGCGAUGGUCCAUCUCAGGUCCUGCAGGUAGCUGACGCCCUCUGUGUCCAGCUGUCCUCCAGGGAUCUCCUUGGAAACGGAGGGGAGGACGAAGGAGGAGAGAGCAGAUCAGCGUGUGAGAGGAGCAGCGCCAACCCUCUGCUCAUCUUGACCCUCUUUGGACUCUUUUCUGUGUCCAUUUAAUGUCAAUGGACAGAUCUUGUAAUGUGGGUGAGACCAUGUGGCCUCGUACAUUACAAUGCUUGGUUUCAUCUUACUAUUGAACUUUGCCUUCACUGUAAUUAUUCUUAUGCCUUAAAUGGAUACAUUUAACUGCAGCAGCUUUUAAUUUAGUGUGAAAACCCCAAAAUAAUCCACAAUGCUUGUCCAAAUGUUUUGUAACUUGUGCAAACUAUUAUCUUGUACUUAUUAUUGUCCAUUAUGCAAGUUAUUUACUUGUUAGAUGAAAGUUAUUCUCUUGUGGAAACAUUGUGCACUUUGUAAUUUGUGGUGGAGCAGCUACGAGACAUUGACCACAGUUAGACUACGUCACAUGAUCUUAGGCUACUGAGACAAGACGAGCAGACUGGAGAUCAGAUCAUCGACCCAAAAACCAACGACACUGAGGAAUGGUAUGAAAUCAUAUAGUUCUUUAAUUCCAGCAAUUUACAAAGUCCUGCAGGGAGAGAGCCGUCCUCCAGCCUUUUUUACAAGAUGAUUACAGAGGACGCACCUCGGUACCAGGGGUUCCUGUCAGUUUCCCCCAGGUUUAGUGUCUGAAUCAAAAGCUCCACCUUGAACAGGGUGUCUGUAGCCGUGAGGGGUUUGAAGCACUUCUAGUUUCAAGACGGGUUUUCUUUUCUAAAUUUCCGAUACGUGUGGAAACAUCUGAAAACAAAAAGGGACAUUUUGUACUUUUUUUUUUUCUCCCCUCUGUGCUGCUUUUUCAGCCUCAGUGUCCUCAUUUGAGCACCUUCACCAGGUGAACAAAGGCCCGCACACCACUACUGUGUCAUAUAAAGUCAUUACUACGUUACAAUCAUAAUCAACUGUACAUCUUUAGUUAAUCAAAGCUAAAUUAAAGAGACGCUACACUGUGGCAAACCUAGCUCCUGAUUGGGUUACUAUGAGUCGAGCUGGGCUCUCAUAGGUUAAGGCCAUCUAUAUGUUAAAGUU
This is a messenger RNA of Pungitius pungitius (ninespine stickleback), 3165 nucleotides long. RefSeq names its product EF-hand and coiled-coil domain-containing protein 1. The transcript is spliced from 9 exons. The record is from RefSeq and is a predicted model, not a curated record. The coding region runs from base 307 to 2193 and encodes 628 amino acids. Lineage: Eukaryota; Metazoa; Chordata; Actinopteri; Perciformes; Gasterosteidae.